Pseudoliparis swirei is the source of this 1997-nucleotide messenger RNA. Its product is annotated as potassium voltage-gated channel subfamily S member 1. The transcript is spliced from 9 exons. Gene Ontology annotation, biological process: protein homooligomerization; potassium ion transmembrane transport; regulation of delayed rectifier potassium channel activity. The record is from RefSeq and is a predicted model, not a curated record. Bases 1 to 1428 code for a protein of 475 amino acids. Gene Ontology annotation, molecular function: delayed rectifier potassium channel activity; protein binding. Gene Ontology annotation, cellular component: voltage-gated potassium channel complex; membrane. Lineage: Eukaryota; Metazoa; Chordata; Actinopteri; Perciformes; Liparidae.
AUGGUGACGCAGCGGGACCCCCACGGGGGUCUGCUCCACGUGAACAUCGGAGGCCUGAAGAGGAGCCUCUGCUGCACCUCCUUGAGGAGGUUCCCCGACACGCGGCUGGGGAAGCUGCUGUCGUGUGACUCGGAGGAGGCCAUUCUGCAGGUGUGUGAUGACUACGAUGUGCAGCAGGAGGAGUUCUACUUCGACAGGAGUCCGGGUCUCUUCCCGUACGUCCUCCACUUCUACCGGACGGGGAAGCUGCACGUCAUGGAGGAGCUGUGCGUCUUCUCCUUCAGCCAGGAGAUGGAGUACUGGGGCAUCAACGAGUUCUUCCUGGACAGCUGCUGCAGCCUCCGGUACCACGACCGCAAGAUGGAGAACAGACGGAGGCGGAGCUGGGACGACGAGAGCGACGCCAGCAGCGAGGAGGAGGAGGAGGAGGAGGACGAGAUCUCAGAGCUCAACAGGGACCUGCGCCUCCUCCGCCUCGGGCCCUGUGGGGCCUCCAGGAAGCUCCUCUGGCUGAUGAUGGAGAACCCGAGUUACUCCGCCUCCAGCCGGGUGUUCAGCCUGCUCUCCAUCGGGGUGGUGCUCACCUCCAUCGCCAUGGUCUGCAUCCGCAGCAUCCCCGAGUACCAGACGUUUGACGAUGAAGGGAAGGUGAUGGACGACCCCACCAUGGAGGCUCUGGAGGCUCUCUGCACCGGCUGGUUCACCUUCGAGGUGGUGGCCCGGCUGCUGCUGGCUCCGAACAAGAGGAAGUUCUUCCGCCAGCCGCUGAACCUCAUCGACGUGGUCUCGGUGGGUCCGGUCUACGUCACGGUGGUCUCUGACAUCACUCUGGGACCGGAGUCUGAACUGGGAGCGCUGGGCCGGCUCAUGCAGGUCUUGCGGUUGAUGAGGGUCUUCAGGGUUCUGAAGUUGGCCCGACACUCGACGGGUCUCCGGUCUCUGGGAGCGACUCUCCGGCACAGUUACCGUGAGGUCGGCAUCCUGCUGCUCUACAUCGCUGUGGGCGUGUCCGUCUUCUCCGGGAUCGUCUACACCGCGGAGUACGAGGAGGGCGUGGGCCUGGACACCAUCCCGGCCUGCUGGUGGUGGGGGACGGUCAGCAUGACCACGGUGGGCUACGGGGACCUGGUGCCGGUCACCGUGGCCGGGAAGCUGGCGGCCAGCGGCUGCAUUCUGGGCGGCACCCUGGUGGUGGCGCUGCCCAUCACCAUCAUCUUCAACAAGUUCUCCUACUUCUACCGGCGGCAGAAGGCCCUGGAGGCGUCGGUGAGGAGCAACCACCGGGGGGCGAUGAACUGCGAGAACCAGGAGGAAGAGGAGGAGCACCGGGAGGACGAGGCCGACGGCGGCGUGCUGAACUACAGCUACGUGGAGCACCCGUCCUCCUGGUCCACGCCGAGGAGGAAGGAGGUGCUGCAGGAGGAGUGACAUCUUCUCAACAGGUCUUAACAGGAAGUGACAUAUUCUCCUCAGGUCUCAACAGGAAGGGACAUCUUCUCGUCGGGUCUCAACAGGAAGUGACAUAUUCUCCUCGGGCCUCAACAGGAAGUGACAUCUUCUCCUCAGGUCUUAACAGGAAGUGACAUAUUCUCCUCAGGUCUCAACAGGAAGGGACAUCUUCUCCUCGUGCCUCAACAGGAAGUGACAUCUUCUUCUCGGGUCUCAACAGGAAGUGACAUAUUAUCCUCGUGCCUCAACAGGAAGUGACAUCUUCUCGGGUCUCAACAGGAAGUGACAUCUUCUCAACCGGAAGUGACAUCUUACGCACGCAAAUACAAAGUACCAUGAAGAGCUGUGAAGAUAUUUAAUAGUAAUAACGUACAUGUACUCCAUAGUUCAGGGCUGCUAUGCAAAUGUUAUAUUGAAAGUAAUCUAUAAAUUAAUAUCAUAGCUAACAUUUAUUGAUCACAGCCGUAUAUUAAACCAUUAAAGAGCUUCCACUUUGAUUAUUAUAAAUCAUAUUCUGUAUAAUUCUGUAUUAAAUAUGAUUCAGUAUG